AUGGCGAUACUGGAUGCCCAACCUGUCGCCUUACCAUUCACAAAUCCAGAAACGACAGCAGCUAUUGAAGUUCUCAUAGAGGAGACUGACAGACUAGCAGGAUAUAUUUUAAGACGUCCAAGUACCCUAAACCCUGUUGAUUUUGUUGUACUUGUUACAGUUAAUGGAACAGUUACCCCACAAACUUCACAUGUUUGGUACAAUGGUCAACUCUUUGACUCGCUUCAAUCAUUAAGAGAUGCUUGGUUAAAAGGAGACGUAGAGAAACUUCACGUGCCACUUCCGUCUCAUCCUCUUCCUUGUAAAGCUUUUCAGAAGUAUCCACAAAGGCCUCCACCUCAAGUGGAACCGGAUGGAAAACGUUACUCCAUCAAAGGACAGUCAGUUCACUACAUGAACUGGGAUUUUCAGUUUGGAGUAUCCCCUACUCAUGGUCCUCAGUUGUAUCAAAUUAAAUUUGAAAAAGAACUGAUCGUUUAUCAGUUAGAUUUAUCAGAGAUGACUGUUUUUUAUUCAUCUUCUGAACCUAUAGGUAGAUUUGCUAACUUCUUCGAUAGUGUCGUUUUGAUUGGAAACAACAUUCAGACAUUGGUUCCAGGCGUUGAUUGUCCAAGUCAUGCAACUUUUGCUGAUUCAAGAUUUAUGUCCGAAACGUCAGACAUGCCAGUUGUGAAAGAAAACUCAAUAUGCGUCUUUGAACAGAAUACUGGAACGCCACUACGACGACAUUUUGUAGCAGACCACUCUCGGUCUGGCUAUUACGAAGGUGCACCUAAUACUGUACUUGUUCUUCGAAUGAUUUUUACUCUUGUCAAUUAUGACUAUAUCUAUGACUUUAUGUUCUACCAUAAUGGAGCUAUAAAAACAAAAGUAACGAAAUCAGGGAUUGAUUUGCCGUCGUAUGUCCAAGGCACUUGUAUGUAUGGUUUCCAAAUAAACAGACAAUCAACCGGCCUCCUUCAUCAGCAUAUGUUUAUUUGUAAGAUAGAUAUUAACAUCGGGGGAACAAAAAAAAGUUACUCUACUUAUGACAUACGAGAGGAAAGCGUUCCUAACAAAUUUCCAGCAUCGCCGGAGAUCUGGUACCAAGCUAAAAUUGUAAAAGUCAAUUACACUACAGAGAGAGAAGCAGCAUAUAGGUACAAUUUCAACAAACCAAAAUACCAUGUUUUCUACAAUAAAGAAAAGAGAGAUAGGUUUGGGAAUCCUAGGGCCUAUUGGCUAAUCCCGGAGGGAAUUGCCAAAAGUGUCUUCAAAGAAGGAGAAGGGAACGAGCCCGGUGCAUCCUGGAUGAGAUAUCAAUUGGCGGUCACAAAGAGGAAAGAAAAUGAACAAUACAGCAGCUCUAAAUACGGUACAUUCGACGGAGAAGACAGGACAAUUAAUUUUGAAAAUUUGGGAAUUCGAGACGGUGUAGAGAUAUUUUAUGAUGACCCAAACGGUCCAUUAAAGAUAGAGUCUAACAGGAAAGAGGUUGACUGUGUACCAAAGAGAACUUACACCGUGGAGGAUUUGGCAGAAGACCCAGAAGAGUUUCUGCCUCGACCUAAUUAG
Saccostrea cuccullata (small rock oyster) is the source of this 1554-nucleotide messenger RNA. Its product is annotated as putative amine oxidase [copper-containing]. Bases 1 to 1554 code for a protein of 517 amino acids. Lineage: Eukaryota; Metazoa; Mollusca; Bivalvia; Ostreida; Ostreidae. Gene Ontology annotation, biological process: amine metabolic process. Gene Ontology annotation, molecular function: primary methylamine oxidase activity; quinone binding; copper ion binding. The record is from RefSeq and is a predicted model, not a curated record. The transcript has 4 exons. Gene Ontology annotation, cellular component: plasma membrane.